AUGGCAAUAAAAGACACCCUUCGACAACGCACCUUAGCUCCUUCAUCUUGGGUCUUGCCCAAAGAAGAAUCUUGCAUCGCGCCAGAGAAUGUAUGGAGUAAUAAGGAUAUGGAUCCUGCACCUGAAGAACAUCGUCUGUGGACAGGCUGGACCUUCUUCACCUAUUGGAUAUCCGAUGCUCUGAACCCCGGUCAAUGGGCUACAGUGUCCAGCUUUGUCGCAAUGGGUCUCACCUGGUGGGAAAGUUGCCUUGCUAUCUUUGUUGGAGGGUUCUUGGUGGCUCUGGUUGUCACUGCAAAUGCGUAUAUUGGUGCCAUACUUCACACACCUUUUGCAGUGACAUCUCGAGCCACGUACGGAUAUUGGGGGUCCAAAUUCGUCGUGUUUUCACGAAUGGUUAUUGCGUGUUUCUGGUUAUCCAUCAACUCGUGGUCCGGCGGUAUCUUUGUCUCCCUCAUGAUCGAAGCUAUCUGGCCACAAUAUGCGAGAUUGAAGAACAGCAUUCCUGCCAGUCAGGGUGCUACUUCCCGGGACUUCUUAUCCUUCUUUCUGUUCUGGUUGUUGCAGCUUCCUUUCGCACUCAUCCAUCCAUCCAAGUUAAAAUGGGUCUUCAAUAUCAAAGCUAUUCUGGUUCCCGUGAUUGCAGUAGGGACAUUGAUCUACGCGGUGAAGAGAGCUGGACCAUUGACCUCUCAAGCAUUGUCAAGUCCACCUAAUAGAGUACCAGGCGGAUCAAAAAGGUUCAUCGCAUUCAUGGCUUCUGUCACUGCAACUCAGGGUACCUGGGCUACACUCAGUAUCAACGUUGGUGACUUUUCAAGAUACUGCAAGAAGCCUUCGGCUGCAUAUGUACAAAUGUUCGCUAUUCCGGGUUUAUUCAGUGUUUUCAGUAUCUUUGCUUCCAUUUCUGCGGCCUGUUUGAACUCUGUGUACGGGACUACUGACUCUUUCUAUCAACCGUACGACAUCGUUGCUCUAUGGAAUACCUCCGCUGGCGGCCGAGCAGCAAUGUUCCUUGGCUCUUUAGUUUGGGCGCUAUCGAAUGUGACAACCAACAUCUCGGCUAACUCCAUCUCGGCAGCGAAUGAUAUGACUUCCCUCGCACCGAAAUACAUCAACAUCAGGCGAGGGCAGAUGCUAGCUAUCACCCUGGGAGUAUGGGGAUUCGCGCCAUGGAAAGUCCUUGCCUCGGCAACAAACUUCCUGACCUUCAUGUCUUCCUAUUCGAUCGUCCUUGCGCCCAUCGCUGUGUUGAUGGCGAUCGAUUUCUUCGUGAUCAAGCAACGAAAGAUAGAUAUCUACGAAUUAUAUAAACCUGAUGGUAUAUAUCGAUUCUCCAAAGGAUGGAAUUGGAGGGCGUACGUAGCUUUGGCCGUCGGCAUCGCUCCCAACCUGCCCGGAAUGGUCAAUGCAAUUGAUAGUACGGUAGAGAUCGGAAAUAUCAAGUAUAUAUACAUGAUCUCGAAUAUCGCUGGUGAUCUUUUUGCGAUUAUAGUCUAUCUGGCAUUGAAUAGAUUUUUCCCCGCUAGAGAACCGCAGAUCGAAGUUGCCGUGCACGACCUCUUGCCAUCGUCGCCAUCAACUUCGUUUGACGAUCAGGGUGGAUAUCCUGUGACAUACUCCGGAAGUGACCCUGUUGCAGAUGAAAGAGAAGAUAAGAGUAGUACGCAGGGUUCGAAAGUGAAGGAGAAGAUUUUAGUAUAG
Molecule: messenger RNA, 1704 nt
Organism: Kwoniella botswanensis
Lineage: Eukaryota; Fungi; Basidiomycota; Tremellomycetes; Tremellales; Cryptococcaceae
Exons: 11
Coding region: 1-1704 (567 amino acids)
Biological process (GO): transmembrane transport; nucleobase transport
Cellular component (GO): plasma membrane
Molecular function (GO): nucleobase transmembrane transporter activity
Source: RefSeq, a predicted model, not a curated record